Messenger RNA from Mizuhopecten yessoensis (Yesso scallop), 1364 nucleotides. RefSeq names its product cyclin-dependent kinases regulatory subunit-like. The transcript has 4 exons. NCBI's taxonomy places the organism in Eukaryota, Metazoa, Mollusca, Bivalvia, Pectinida, Pectinidae. Bases 24 to 506 code for a protein of 160 amino acids. Gene Ontology annotation, biological process: regulation of mitotic cell cycle. The record is from RefSeq and is a predicted model, not a curated record. Gene Ontology annotation, molecular function: ubiquitin binding; cyclin-dependent protein serine/threonine kinase activator activity; histone binding. Gene Ontology annotation, cellular component: SCF ubiquitin ligase complex; cyclin-dependent protein kinase holoenzyme complex.
UUAGUAAAAGCGCCAUCUUGAAUAUGUAUUUGGUGUUUUCUAGGUUUUACCUCAUUCCCCAAGGCAAAGUCCGAGGUUUAUCGAUCCAUUUACAAUUCUCGUCUAGUCUCGUGCAAUCUUUGCGAGAUUUACGAACCGGAGGCGCCAGAAUCAAAACAGUCGGCACCAGACAACAAGUUUGUGAUUAUCAGAUCAGGUUAAGCAGUUGGUCUUUGCUGAGGAAUUCCAUUAUGCCUGUGGAACAGAUUUCCUACUCGGAGAAGUACUUUGAUGAACAUUUUGAGUACAGACAUGUGAUCCUGCCACCCGACAUUGCCAAGCUUGUGCCAAAGAAUCACUUGAUGACAGAAACGGAGUGGAGGAACAUUGGGGUACAGCAGUCCCCGGGCUGGAUACACUACAUGGUCCACUCACCUGAACCACAUGUGCUGCUGUUUCGGCGUCCAGUUCCACAGGCACAGAAACCCCAGAAAAUGCCCCAGGCAAUUCCUACACAGGUCCACUAGGAGGUCAUUCUAAAACCUGCUUGUUCUGUGGAUAACUAAAUGACAAAUUGGAGGUCUGGGAGACUAGUGCUGUCCAGCUUCACAGAGAACAGUGGCAGAUGAUGUUCAGUGUGUAUCUGGAAAAUAAGUGUGUCAGAUGGACCAACAUGUACAACACAUAAGCAUCAUGCAUUCGUCAGAGCCUUAGUUGAAAAAAAAUGAAACAAAUUUUGUACGAUUUUGUGUUUUGCCUUAGAAUGGCAUGAAUAUUUGAAGUCAUUUUCAAACCCUUAUAAACAUUCCAUGAAAGUAGAUCUAAUUUUCAUAGUUUAUAACUUAUUGUGGGAACAAAGUUAAACAGAAGUAUGUCAGAUUUUGUUUAUUGUCUUAGAAUAGCUUUUUUGGUGCUUAAUAUUCAUAAUAGUUUAUGAAAACAUGAUGCCUACAAUUUGUUGAUUACUUUGUCUAUCACUCAACUUCAACUGAGGCUUUGACAAAGUUGUUGAUGUUGCCUGUACUCGUACAUGGUGAGCUAGCCCACCACAAAGAGAAGUGGGAAAUAAUACAUGUAGUACUGUACUUUACCUGAGAUAAGCCCAAUGUGUGUUUGGGAAGUGGUUGAGGGAUUGUCUUUAGAAAGAUGGCAAAGGGUCCUAGAUCAAAUUCUUUACUUUUUUUGGUAAAAUUUCCCACCAAGAUAGAUUUUUUUUUAUCUUUUAACAUUCCCUUCUGAACUAAAGAUUUUAACUGAUUUUAUAAACAAUUCCCCAAAACUGAUCAUUUUCCAGAAGUUUCCUUUUCAAUGCAUUAAAAGAUUUUAAAAUAAAAUCAGUAAAUAAUAUUAAAAUGAAUAGGAGCUGAGAAAUGUAUUGGCUGCUC